AUGGCGUCCAGCCGGGUGCUGGAGAGGGAGGUCCAGGAGGAGCCGAGGCGCGCUGCGACCGCAAACCUCGACUUCUGCCUCCACAAAUACUCCCUGCUCAUCAUUAUCGGACGGACGGCUCGCCUCAGACAGACGGACCACAUCAGCAGGGACAUUGAACGAGGUAUUCGGUCAUGGGACGUGGACUUAAAAUCCUGUAACCUGAACCUGUACCUACAAGAGUUCCUCUCCCACCACACAGCGUCCUUUAAAGGUGCGGGGCAGAAGUGUCUGCGCCACUGUACCAGAGUGUUGGACACUCAGGUGCUGAUCAGUCCAUCUCAGGAACAGGUUCACUCAGAGGUGUUCGCUCUGCUGUCCAGGGAAUCGGCUCACAAGCUGUUGAUCUUGGCGGGUCUGAGUGAAGAAGAAAGUGGAGACCUGCUCUUUCACAAAGGACUGUUUUCACCACACCAGCUCAAACAAAUCAUUACAGAGCAGUUUCUAGAUCAAGAAAGCUCUGCCUCCUCCAAGAUCAACCUGACCCUCAGCUGCCCGAACAUUGGCCAGUGGAGGAAGACUCUCUUGGGGAACCAGCCCCUGCAGGGUCCCUUAACUCUCCACAUUAAUCCCCCAGAGGUGCUGCCUGCCAUGGAGGCUCUGGGGGAAUUCACGUCUCUCAUCUCCGGCACCGUUUGCCCUCCUUCCCCCUUUGACCUCCUGCCACCUCCGACCACCGUGGGUUUCCUAAAGCUGUCCCGGCCCUGCUGCUACGUGUUCCCUGCCGGCCGUGGCGACUGUGCCUUCUUUGCCGUCAACGGGUUCACGGUGCUGGUGGACGGAGGCUCAGACUCUCAGGCCUGUUUCUGGAAGCUGGUCCGCCACCUCGACCGAGUUGAUGCCGUUUUAUUGACACACGUCGGGACGGAGAACCUCCCCGGUGUCGUCUCUUUCCUGGAGAGGAAGGUGGCCGAGGUGGAGCUGAGCACUGAUGUCAAAGAUGAUUUAUCCAAGAGGCUCAUCUCUCCAGAGCUUGGAGUUGUGUUCUUUAACGCCCCCAGCAGGUUGCAGAUGGAACAACAGCUUUGUGUGGACAAUGUAUUGAAGAGCACACACCAGGCGUCCGUAACCCUACAGUUGCUAAAGAAGUUAGACAUCAGGCCACAGCCGAUGUUUCGACCUCAAGGAGUGCCUAUUGAGUCGCUGACCCUGUUCCAAAAGAUGGGAGUGGGACAGCUGGAUUUAUACAUCCUCACCCCAGGCAAAAACAGCCAAGAGUACCAGACAUUCAUGCAAAACUGGCCUGACGGAGUGUCAUCAGCAUCUAAAUCCCAAACUCUCCCUCUCACCGCUUUGGCCUCAGUGUCUGCCCUGCUUGUGUGGCAUCCAGCAUGUCCUCAAGAGAAGGUGGUCAGGGUGCUGUUUCCUGGCGUCACCCCCCAGGCGAAGCUGCUGCAGGGGCUGGAGAAGCUGAAGGGGCUGGCCUUCCUCCAGAAGCCCACAGUGACUACUGGAGACUUAGAGAGGCUGGGGGAAGACAGGAAGACCAAGAGGACAGAGAGCCAGGACAGCGGCAAGUCGCAGGGGAAGGAGGGGACACCCAAACAUGGGAAAGAGCGAGGAGGAGUUAAAGAUGAAGGGAAGGAUGUAUCGUUGAAGGAAAAAGGGAAAUCGUUGAAUGGAGUUGCUACAAGGGAUACUGAUAAAACCAAAAUCAAAGAGGCAGGCAUGAAGCACAAAGCCGCAUUAUCAGAGAAGAACACUUCAAAAAAAGCAGGAGGGAAAGACGGGAAAAAAGAGAAGCCAGGCAACAAAGAGGAGAACGGUGUUACAAAGAACGAUCAGGCGAAGAAGAACGGCGUCCCAUCCAAACCAAAGAAUGAAAACAAAACGAAGCUCAAGAAGGAAGCAAAAAAUGACUCGAAAACGGGAGAGAAGAAAACACGAAAGCCAUCCGGAAAGGAGGCAAAUGAUGGCAAGAAGGUCAGCGCAAAUACCGAACUGCCAAAUAACCACUCAACAAAAUCGGAUGCUGGGGCUGUGUUAAAAAUCCCAGAGCAGGAGAGUCAAAAAACAGAGAAAGAGUCUGAGGAGAACCCCUGUGAAUCCAAAAUUUCUACCCCUGAGGAUAUGACAGCUGAUUUUCUCAGGCUCCGGGAGGAAACCGAAGUAGAGGAGGUGCAGGUGGAAACAGCAGAUAAAGACGAGCAGAAAAACAGCGAGUCAGGAAAUGAAAAGAGCCUUGGAGGCCCGAGUGAGGAUACGUGUAAUGAAACGGCUGCAGGAUCGGUGGAAAAAGAAGCAGGUGGUUCAGGGAAAAUGGAAGAAGAGAGUGGUGAUAAUGGACAUAUGUCUGGGAGUGGUGAGAAAGCUGACGUGGAGCUGAAGAAACAGCUUGUAGAUCAGCCAGGAAAUACUGCCAAGCCUGCAAGGGUUGUAGGUUUCCCAUCUCCCUUUAACAAGGCGCCAAAGGACGAGCCGCUGGACUUAACCCCGACGGAGUACACUCUUCUGGACGGGGCUCUGAGAAACAGCCCUCCUUCACAGUCCUCACCAGGAAAGCUGGCCCCGAACAGUCCCGACGAGGAGACUGUGGAACAGGCCUCCCCGGACUCACGGCCCAACAGCGCCGGCCACACUCCCUACUGUCUGUCCCCAGAUGAUGUGUGGUGCAACAGGGCCACUCUGAGCAGGCUACAGGCCCAGAUGAGUGACUCAGAUUCAGGUGAUGUCAACCACCCAAAUGGGUCUUCACAGCAAAAUGAGGGGCUGCCAUGUCAGCCCAAAAGUACCCCAGAGAGCCACUCAAACCCCAGAGAGAAGCACAUAAGUUUCCUUUCUUUAGGUUCAUUUAAAGACGUAUCUUCAGACCCCUCUCCGUCUGUGGCCACCACCACCACCACGACACACUCCAUGCCAGCAGAGGUGAGCUCGCCUCAGUCCACAGAAGUCGACGAGUCGCUGUCCAUGUCCUUCGAGCAGGGACCGACCACUGUGAGCCAGAGAGAGGGAGACGACAGCGUCUAUCACUCCCACUCCAACGGAGGCCAUUUUGUAGGAAUGUCUUUACAGAUGAAGAAGCCUCCCAGAUCUUUAGGCUCUGAGAUGGGCCGACCUCUGGCUCCGAACACACUUCAUUUAGAGGCGUCUGCUCACGAUGUAGACCUCUGUCUGGUUUCUCCUUGUGAAUUCAAGCAUUUCAAACCACCUGACUCCAGCUCAGGGGCCAGCGAGGCCUCCAGGGGAGCUCCGCAUCAGCACGGCAACAACAACAACAACCCCAAGGACACGUCGCCCAGUGAAUCGAACGCGCCCGCCUGCACAGAGGACUGUCCGUCCACCACAGCAGAUGGAGCUCUGGACUCGGAUGAGGAGGAUUCGUGCAGCGAGCCGUCGAACUCCCCGCACGAGCUUCGCGGCAGUCAAGCUCUGCCCCCGGACCCUCCUCCGGCCCCCCUCAGGGACAGUCCUCCCCUGCCUCCACAUCCUGACGCCUCCAUGCCAGUUCCUCAGUCUGACUCCGAUGCUCACGGGAAAAGAGUAAAAACUGCAGGCACACGAGGGAAAAAGAUGUCAGGGGUUAUUGAAGGCCCCCAGAAACUCAGCUCAGGGAAAAGCAGGACAGGAAGCCAAAGUGUAGUCACAAAGGGGAACGCCUCUUCUACUCGUACGUCGUCCUCCAGCACUCGCUCAGCACCAGCAAAAUCCUCACCCAGUCCAGGCUCUAAGUCUACCUCUGUGGGUGAGGUCAGCGUGUACGUGGAUCUGGCCUACAUUCCCUCUGGAGCCUCCUCCUCCACCGUCAGUGUGGACUUCUUCAGGUGCGUUCGCUCUUCUUGCUACAUCAUCAGCGGCGACGGUCCGGAGCGGGAGGAGCUGAUGAGGCAAACACUGGAUGCUCUGCUGGACGCCAAGAUGUCCUGGCCGGACACUAUGCAGGUGACUGUGAUCCCCACUUUUGAGUCGCCGUCGAUGCAGGAGUGGUACCAGCAGACCCUGGACAGACAGAAGGAGCAGGGCAUCACCGUCCUGGGAUCCAACAGCACCGUCGCCAUGCAAGAUGAAACCUUUCCUGCCUGCAAAAUCGAGUUCUAAGGCGGACUGGUUGACGCAGCAUGGGGGGGAUGGAGGGUGAAUGUGAGCUGAAGGGUGCUAGUGUGUAUGUGAGAGAUAAAAGACUGAAGGAGUGACAGAAAUAGUUAGAAACAGAUUAUGGGGAGACGCAGCCCCUUUCUUGCACGACCGAAUGGAUGAGGCGCUCACCACACCCCCUUCUGGUUUAUCACCUCCUUUUUGGGCUUCUUAUGCACCGAAAGGCCCUUUUUUUUGUUUUCUUCCUCCUCAAAGGGAGAACAAACAUCCCUUCGGGGAGCAACUGCAUGAUUUUGUUUGACCCAUGACCCUGUGCGAAACAGGAGAGGAGAUCGUAGUGGCUGCAAGAGACGCAUGUCAGCCUGCAAACACGUAGAAUAACAUGAAAGCUGAUGCUGUAAAUUAUUAAAAAAUAGUAUACGUGGGGUUAAAGGCACUAGGUGUAGGCACUGAAGCGUGUUAGUAGUCUGUGCUAUGUACCUGGGCCCAUUCUGCUGCUUUUAAUGCAACAUUUAUGCAUCAAAUUAAGACUUCGGAAAAAUCAAAAUGCAUUGAACUCACUUUAUUUUCUAAAUUUGUUGGAUCGAUACCAGUCCCACGUUGUAUCUUUAACGAAUUCACUUUCACAGUGUGUGGUCAGGUGUGUUGUUGUGAGCAGACAUGAGAUGGGCUGUGCUGUGUGUCGUACCUGCUUUGAAAACGUUUUGUGCCACCGUGGCUUCGAAAUCUAUGCUGAGCAAACAGACUCUCAGAGACACUUUGUCGGUCUGUCUGCCACUAGUGAAAGAUAAUCGCUGAAUCUGAGAUUACUGAAACCGAGCGUGCAAAGACAAAUCUGGUCAGCAGGGAUUAGAGCACCAGAUUAAAUUUAAUAGCAUUAUAGCAAAGCGCGUUAUUAAGAACAGUCCUGCAAUUGUAAUCCAUUACAAGUGCUCAUAAUCACGCUAAUCAGGAGCCAGAUUGCAAAUGCUUUUUGUACAAAUAGAUGUUCACUCAAUAUCUUACUCAAAAAAAAAAGAAAAAAAAAAUCAACAACAUGUGUUUUGAUGGUGGAUAUAAUCAUACAGUAUGUUAGGGAAAGAUAUUUUGUACAGCAUAAUGUCACGGUUUAGUCACAGUGGGUGGUGGGGGGAGUUUUGCAAGGUUGCAUUUCUUGCAAAGUAGUCCUGAGCUUCAAACUGUACUCCAGCACUGCUGUAAUUAAAUGGAAGAUGGAAUGCACAACACUUUAUUUUACAGGUCCAUAAUUCCCAAAUAACUUCUAUGAUUUUCUUAUCUUUGUAUCCCAUUUGUCUUUAAGCCCCCUAGAAACAAAAACCAAAACCUUUGGCGCUGACUAUAGGGAAAAUAAAAAAAUAUUUUAUUGAUAUGUUUCCAGUUUAUCGUCAGCAAAAUUAGCACAUGCAAAAAUAGCAAAUCUGUCUAUAUGCAAACAUAGAUUUAAAAGUUUUUUUACUAAAUCAAUUGAAUAAUAAGAGAAUAUUUAAAUGGAGCAGAUGCUUCCAGGAAAUUCUUCUGGAAAUAUCCAGCACCUCAAAGUAACUUUUGAACAAAUUGUAAUAAAUUACAUUUAAAUUUCAAGGAAAAUUACAAAUCAAAGUUAUCCAGGAAGCUUUAAAUCCAAUUUUUAAGGUAGUAAAAGGGAAUUUUUAAUGUAUCGGAUUACAUUUUCGUUCAUAGUUUUCCUUCUUAUAUCCUUUCAUCCCAGUCUGUCCAUGAAUUUGAAUGUCAUACGCCGAGAUGGGUAAGAAUCCCGUCUUAAACUCUAAUUAUCUCUGUGGCUGUUUUGCCUUUAGGUCACGCGAAUGUGCAUGUGAUAUACAACAUUUCCUUAAUACCAAAGCAUGACACCGUCACGAUGACACAAAUGGUCCAUUUGUGCGCCUGGAUGCUGCCUCCAAAUACAUAAAAAAUGACAUUUUCAUUCAGAAUCUCAAAAAAAAAACAUCCUCUGAUAUUUUGUAUUGAUGAUAAAAAGUUUUAAAAAAAUCCUCAGAAAUUUGUAUUAUCUUUCAGAGAAAUUGCACAUUUGUUUUAUUUUGAGCAAUCAACUUUCUUUUUACGGGUUUCAUUCAAUCCUAAUUCACUACAUCCCUAAUAAUUCACUUCUGCCUUUUCACUGCAAAAGGGCGCCAGGGCUUGAAUGAUUUUUUUUGGAGGGUUGAACUGGAGAUGUGCAAUCGUGGGCAACAACUAAGUGAACCCCACAGUAGCCAAGUGAACUGUAACUAUGUGUAUGUGUCCCGCAUGUAUAAAAUAUGUACUGUAUGUUGUUUCAUUCAUGAUAUUCAUGAAGAAAGAGAGCAAAGCACUGUGGCAGCGUCGGGGCAGAGCGGGGUGGAUGGACGGACAUUGAAAAACUUUCAUUUUGUAAUUAUCUGUAAGAAAAUACAGUGAAAAUGUCAAACUGUGUGGGCUGUGGGGCUGAGAGGAAUAAAGAAUGUGCAUCACCAUUCAAAGUCGAGAGUCAUGAUGAAAUUGCAAAUUCUUCCAUCUAGAAUAGCAAGUUUUUCAUCAGGACAGCUGAACCUUUCCAUGAAUUAAUGUUAAAUUGAAUUAAACCUUAAAUGUGAUAU
This is a messenger RNA of Stegastes partitus (bicolor damselfish), 6647 nucleotides long. RefSeq names its product microtubule-associated protein 1S-like. The transcript is spliced from 10 exons. Bases 1 to 4074 code for a protein of 1357 amino acids. Gene Ontology annotation, cellular component: dendrite; cytosol; neuronal cell body. Gene Ontology annotation, biological process: dendrite development; axonogenesis; regulation of microtubule depolymerization. NCBI's taxonomy places the organism in Eukaryota, Metazoa, Chordata, Actinopteri, Pomacentridae. Gene Ontology annotation, molecular function: actin binding; microtubule binding. The record is from RefSeq and is a predicted model, not a curated record.